AGCAGGAGGAAAAGGAACGAGAGAGCACAUGUCGAAAAGGAGUACUUGGCUGAGCUUCAGUGUAGUUAGUUAGUCCUAGUUAGUUCGAGUUUUCAUCAGGUGGAAUGUGAUACGUAAGCUAGUAGUUGCUCCGCAUACUACACAACUCUCUGUCUCUCUUUUAUUUAUCAACAUAAUUCUUGCAACACGACAUGGAUAUUUAUUAUAUUUAUAAUCGGCAACUCAUUCUCAUACUGUUCUUGUUGAACAAUUUGAAAUAUUUUCAAAUAUACUAAAGAUAAUCCGACGUGAUACGUAAACAUAAUCUUCAUGCUGCAGCAAAACUACCUAUCGCUAUCUGAAAAAGAGAAUUACGAGCACGCAUGAUUCUCUUUUAACUUUAACAAGUUAAAGAGAAGCAGGGUGUAGAAGUGUAUUAUUUUUUGGUCAACAUCAACAGCAGAAAGGCGAUAGUGAUCCGACAGAAACAAGGAAGGACUCGCGGCGCGACGUGGUGCAGAGUCUUCCUUUUUUUGCUGAGAAGGAAUGUAGGUGACCUCUCCUAGAGGACAUCACUAGAGGACAUCACCGUUACUUCUGAAAAAAUCACACCAAGAACACGGACCACGACCUCCCAAGAAGAACCUGCGAACAUACUAUCUUCAUCGUCUCAUGCUCCUCCCCCAGCUGUAGUACUUCCUUUUUUUGCUGAGAAGGUGGCCUCAUCUCUUAGCUUUUGGACUCGAAGACUACUAAACAGAUCUCGCUUGGACCCCGCUUCUGAUCAAACGUGACCCUCAAGCUCUAGCUCAAAUAUCACUCAUCAAUCAGGGACUUUCUUGGAGCACUUCAUCUACAUACACCCAAUCUUUUUGGGGUUUGGACCUACGUUGGUUUGCAGCGGUUCGUGGUGACCAGCGACUGUUGCAAGACCGAACAACUGUCUUCUAUUUCCGCCUACUUAUUCCGAACAACGUUCUAGAUCUACAGUUGCUUCUAUUCCGAACAACGUUCUAGAUCUACAGUUGCUUCUAUUCCGAACAACUAUCUUCUAUUUCCGUCUGUUCCGCGCGCUCGUUUCAACACACACGAAAAUGGCGAAGGUGAACAAAGAGGGUGGCAAUACCGAUGCGAUGUUCGCGCAUCAGCUGAAGAAGUUAAGGCUUGCCGUAAUUCAUCUUAAGAGGCAUCUUUGGGCACGAUUUCAAGGGGAAUUCACUUCAAAGAUGCACUUUAAGAUGAAUAUGGAUAAGGUCUAAAGAAGGCUGGCCAGCAACCGGACACGACAAAGAAUUAAGGCUUCUCCUAAUCCAUCUCUUCCUCUUGAGGUUGAGGCCUCCUCUUCCUGGGGAGCAUGCUUUUCAAGGGGAGAAAGUUUUCAAGGGGAUGGUUUUCACAGGGAUCAUGCGUUUGAAGGGAAGAAAGUUUUCAAGCGGAUGGAUUAGCAUUAGGGUCCGCACCAGCUCUAAAAGAAGAUCGAGCUAGAUUUGGGAGCCGAAGAACUCGCUGGACACAGUGUCUUCAACUUCCAAUUUUAAGGCUAGAAAUGGGAAGUUGAAAACACGGAACCAGGCAGCUUUGAGUGAGCUGCUACGUGGUUCGAAUGAAUGAAUAGCAUGUGAAGGACUUCUCGGCAGUAGAAUAAUUUUUACACCAUUAGUACUAGGGAUCCAGGCUCUUUAUUCUCUUAUGCUCUCGUUCUGUCUCAUGCUCCUACCUCCAUCUAACCAUGAUGCGAGGCCUUAAACAGCGACAGCAGUCGUGCCAAUUGUCGUCAGAUUUUGGUGCCACAAGAAGACUCAAUCGCCAUGGUGUCAGACACUGACGCGCAGAUGCUCCUGAAGAUUCACUUUCGUGAAAAAGUGAACCUUACAAAGUUAAGAUUCUUCUCGAUUUUCUACUUAUUUAAAGAGCAGUAUGUUAUUAUUAAUUCAUCUUAUUAAAGUAGUACAGUGCACACCCGUCAUUAUAAUUGACUGCGUAUAUCAUCAUCAUCAUCAUCAUCUACGUUGAAGAGUUUGUUCAGUGCAUCUCAUGAAUCUACUUUGAAGAGUAUUUCAUUAGUCCUACGAGGGCUCCAGCGCUAAGGUGUCUCGUUUUCCGUUGCGACGAGCGACCCAACUUACUCGCUGAUGAGCUAGGUGCAGAGUGCGCUCUGGGAGGUAUGGGGCUACUAGGUGAAGAUUAUGGCUCCUUUGCGUAAUUCGUCUCAAGAGGUAUCUUGAACGAAAACUACAGGUCAAAGAUGAGCGACCUCCAAGAGUCGAUCGAUGAUGGUAAGUAGGUACUCGAAAAACUGAAAUAGCCGAGUGUGCUAGGGAAUAAUUAUCAACAGAGACAACUCUCGACGGUUACUGUUUUUCGAAUACUUGCGUCUCCUUCUUUUGAGAAGUAUGAUCUAUUCGAAAGUUGCUCGAAAGUAAAUCUAUUCGAGCUCUAUCUCUAAGGAGAGCAGGAGGAAGACGAGGAAGAUCUCGAUCCCGAGUGCUCGUGUCAGCCACCUGGUAAGGUCCGCAUCUUCGCAAAUCAAGAUGAGCUGGACUUUCAAGAUUUGGACUUCUAUAAACCAGCUGUGGAAGUCGAUAUGACCGACUUGCAUUGUCCUCCGGAACCGAGUGCUCUUAGGAGAGAAAAUCAACUAUGUGUUCUUGAUUUAAGUAUCUAGUACUAAGAAUGUAGUUCUAGUAAAUUAGUAAAUUGAUUUAAGUAUCUACUAUAAGAAUGUUAUAGUAAAUACUACGUUGUUAAUCUACCAAAUACUACGUGGUGUUGCUUAACCUACUAAGACCGGUGUUCGACGAUUUUGCUCAGGUCACCCAUCAUCCUCGGAGUCGAGCAGGUGCCGGCGGGGCUCGAUGUGCGGGAUCCAUAACCUAACCUAACCAGGCCGGCUCUCUUCUUGCGCUUGCUAGCUAUUCGUGCGUUGAUUAACCUACUAGUACUAAGAAUGUUAUUAUAGCCUAUUAUACUCCUAAUAAGAAAGUUAUUAUAGCCUAUUAUACUACUAAAUCUAAAAUCUAUUGGUCCGGUGUUCCUUCUGCGGAUUAUGGUGCUCGAACAAAUCAACAACAUCUGGGAUCAAAAUGGUAGACUCACACUCAUGCUCGCACUUACCUGCUCUCCUCUCACGCUUACCAGCUAUUUGAGGAUCAAACAUAAGUCCACUUGAAGUUUUAAAAACUAACAUCCUCUGUGGAUCAACACAUCCUCUAUUGAUAACAUCCUCUAUUUUGUAUUAGAAUGCAUGUUAUCCCGCCUCAGGGUAACUACCAAUAACCCUCGAGAAGUAUUGCAGGGAGGUUCUAACUCAAUAGGCAGAAAGAAGCAGACGGGCAAGAGGAUGCAAGAUACGUCGGACAUCGUAAGGCCUUCAAACGCGAGCUUUAUGAAGAGAAUUAUCACUCAUUUUCUUUUUUUACUCGUUCACUGAACUUCACCUCCACGCACGACUAGUAAAACCAUAAAAUUAGAAUAUCAUUGUGUUAAAUUUUUGUAAGGUUUUAUUCAAGUCUAUGUAUAUCGUAUAGCUCCUUCUUCUAGGAAUCAAUCAGAAGAUCUUCGCGUCUUCAACGCUCAACCCAUGAAAUGGAUGACAACCUCCCCCCAAUAAAAAACGGUCCUUUCCCCGCCACCUUCGGUCCUUUCCCCACCUUUCAUUCCGUAUAUGCAGACGGUUACGCUGACGGGACCGAAGUUUCAGAGGUGUAGCACACUCCAAAUUUUUAUCACAGAGGCGAAAGACGAUGCGGACCUAAGCUUCUUGAACCACCUGGCCAUUUAUGGCGUCCUGGCGACCGACUACCACACGACUUAUCGAUAGAAGCCUUAAUCUUUUCCACUGGUACGACGACAUCGUCCAGCUUUAUCCCCGGGGCUGCUUCUCUGAUUUUUUUGAGUGGUAUUCAUUUUCAUAUGGACGAGGGUCGUUAAGGUCCACAAAAGACAAACUGAAACACGAAUGAGCUUCAAUCUCGAAAAAAACAUCAUGAUAGAUUGUCCCCGUUAUCGUUGUCGUCGAGAUUUUCAAUUAUAAUAACUCUAGAGAGGUCCUCCUAUCACUGUCUUUUUUCUAGUUAGGUCCGUCGGCUCCGCCACAAUUAUGAUAACUCUUCUUGAGUCUAAAAAGUAAUGUGUAUUUUGGUCCAUUCGUUCUCCCAAGAUUGAUGUUUAUCCUCUCGAAGAAUUAUGGUGGCAAGAAAGGGUAAAACGAUACCUGUCGUCGAACAAGAGGUGCCCGCUUCCAAACUUGUUCUUGUGAUUUUUUACAACACUGAGAAUGCUCCUCCCUUAUAUGAAUAUAAGUGCCUACAUUGUUCCAAGAAGCAACAUGAGUAACAUUGGUACACUGUUCCAAUGAGCAACAUGAGGAUGGAGAUGAGGCGUCGCGAUACUCUCGCCCUCAGGAGUCGUGACCUUCCUCACUGAGCGUCGAUGAAGGAAAUUUCAAUUUGUGGGAAAGGGCAAGUCAUCGUCGAGGAAUCUUUCCAGGGUCGUCAAAGGAACUACAAGGCAAAGGUGUUGUAGUUGGCAGUGUAGUUGCCAUAUUCAUAAAGAAACAUCUUUUUCUUUGCAUACCAUUUUUAGGACUCUGCAAAGCAACACACAG
Molecule: messenger RNA, 4585 nt
Organism: Amoebophrya sp. A25
Lineage: Eukaryota; Dinophyceae; Syndiniales; Amoebophryaceae
Source: the annotation of a GenBank genome assembly